Molecule: messenger RNA, 3630 nt
Organism: Dicentrarchus labrax (European seabass)
Lineage: Eukaryota; Metazoa; Chordata; Actinopteri; Moronidae
Product: E3 ubiquitin-protein ligase TRIM21-like
Exons: 2
Coding region: 138-1772 (544 amino acids)
Molecular function (GO): zinc ion binding; protein binding
Source: RefSeq, a predicted model, not a curated record
ACUGGGCUCAGUCACAACAAACUGAAAGUAACUCAGAGCGGCGCUGCAGCAGAGACAACUUUCUGCCUUUAGACAAACCACAACUUCAACUUUUGGCUUUGGUCGACAGUCCAGCAGAAUCUGACAGCACAGCAGACAUGGCAGCAGCCAGCAGCCUUCUCUCUGAAGAUCAGUUUCUGUGCUCCAUCUGUCUGGAUGUGUUCACUGAUCCAGUCACCAUACCAUGUGGACACAACUUCUGCAAGACCUGCAUCACAGAACACUGGAAUAUUAAUGUCCAAUGCCUGUGUCCCAUGUGUAAAGAGCUUUUUGACAGAAGACCAGAGGUGCGGGUCAACACUUUUAUAUCUGAGAUGGCUGCUCAGUUCAGGAAGUCAGUUCAAAAGAAAACCAGUCGCAGCUCAGAAAAACAACAUGCCAAACCAGGAGAUGUUAUGUGUGACAUCUGCACUGAAACCAAACUGAAGGCCCUGAAGUCCUGCCUGGUAUGUCUGGCCUCCUACUGUGAGACUCAUCUGGAACUUCACCAGAAAGUCACAGCUAUGACAAGACAUAAGCUGAUAGAUCCUGUGGAGAACCUGGAAAGCAGGAUGUGUAAGAAGCAUGUUAGACCUCUGGAGCUGUUCUGCAAGAAUGACCAGAUAUGUGUGUGUCAGUUCUGCACUGAGUCAGAUCACAAACAUCAUCACACUGUUCCUCUGAUAGAAGAAUAUGAAGGAAAGAAAGCCAAGCUGGAUAAGACAAAGGCUGAAGUUCAGCAGAUGAUCCAGGAGAGACGACUGAAGAUUGAGCAGAUCAAACGGUCAGUGAAGCUCAGCAAGGAAGAUGCAGACAGAGAGACAGCAGACAGUGUGCAGGUCUUUACUGCUCUGAUCCAGUCUGUUGAGAGAAGUCUGGCUCAGCUCAUUGAGAUUAUUGAAGAGAAACAGAAAACAACAGAGAAACAGGCUGAAGGCUUCAUCACAGAGCUGGAAGAGGAAAUAUCUGAGCUGAUGAAGAGAAGCACUGAGAUGGAGCAGCUCUCACACACUGAAGACCACCUUCAGCUCCUCCAGAGCUUCUCAUCCUUGAACACUGUUCCACCCAUCAAGGACUGGACAGACGUCAGCGUUCACUCAUCAUGUGAGGGGACAGUGACGAAAGCUGUUGCUCAGCUGGAGGAGACACUCCAGAAAGAGACUGAGAGACUGUGUGUUCAUGUUGAGCUAAAGAAGGUCCAGCUGUAUGCAGUGGAUGUGACCCUGGAUCCUGACACAGCAAAUCCCUAUCUCAUCCUAUCUGAUGAUGGAAAGCAAGUUAGUCAUGGGAAUGUAAGACAGAAUGUUCCAGGCAGUCCAAAGAGAUUUUACUGUUAUUCUGUUCUAGGAAAGCAGGGGUUCUCUUCAGGAAGGUUUUACUAUGAAAUUCAAGUUAAAGGGAAAACUUGCUGGAGUUUAGGAGUGGUCAGAGAGUCUAUCAGCAGAACAGGGAACAUUGAACGGACCCCAAACAAUGGCUGUUGGUCUGUAUGCUUGACAAAAGAAAAAGGGUAUAAAGUUGAUGGAUUAUCAGUUAACCUCUCUCUGAAGUCGAAGCUUCAGAAGGUGGGGGUGUUUGUGGAUUAUGAGGAGGGUCUGGUCUCCUUUUAUGAUGUAGAUGCUGCUGCUCUCAUUUACUCUUUUAUUGGCUGUAAAUUCACUGAGAGACUCUACCCAUAUUUCAAUCCCUUUAGUAACAGUGGUGGUAAAAACUCCACCCCCCUAAUAAUUUGUUCAAUUCAUCACACUGACUAGACUAUUUCUAACAGGAGUCAGUGUCAUGUAAAUUACCUAAAUCACUCUCCUGUUUUGUCUGUUUUUAUUGCUCUAGAAAAACAACAAUUUUCCUAUCCAUGUGAAUGUCAGUUCUCAAGUGAAUAAUUGGUUCUUGUAAACUGUUAAAAAUUUGUUACAGAAUGCCCAUAAAUUACAUUGUCUUCCAAGGUUUUGUACACUGUUGGUAUUGCUCCACUGAGAGGCGCCAGAGAAAUAGUCAAGAUCCUUAUUGGAGCCUGUGUGGUUUCAUUGGUGCCGAAUCAGUUCAACCUCUUCUAUUAUUCUUACUUACUUCUUGGUGGACUUUUCUUUAAAGGGACAUUGUGUAGGAAUUUCUCCCAUCUAGCGGUGAAAUUGUAUUUUGCAUUCAAACGAAUCCUGCUCUCUAGUGCCUCGCAUUUUCAAAUGGGUAUUGCAACUACGGUAGCCAUUAUGUACCAAGAAGCCUACCUGUCGAGGAGAAAGCAGGCAACUUCAGCGUCCCUUUGAAAGUCUUUCUCUUUCAUUAGCUCUUUCCACCUGUGAAAAGCUCCCCCGAUGUUUACCCUCGUUUUUUUAAUUCGCCGGUCACAUUGCCUUUUUAAUUCGCGUUUUUGGCGACGAGGAUUCCUUCUCCUGUGGCUCGGCAUAAGUAUGAUCCUCCAUUAUGAACUAAAGUGCAGUGCAGACUUUCAAAUGUGCCGGGGCAGUGACAAGCGCCUCUCACUGAUCUCCUUCUCCGUUAUAACUGGUUUCAGUCACGUGACGCUGGCUCUGAACGAAAAAGCGUUUUGGAUUAGCUAGACAGGUAGGCUAGUGCUUUAUGUCCCUGUCAGCGAUUAUAGUUUUUUAAAAUGGCGGAAAGACAUGGAAGCCUCCAUGGACUUACCCGUCCAAUGUAUAGAUGAGAAAUUCUUCGCUUACGAGGGUAAGUCAGAGCAUUGGCAGAGGUAAUUUUACACCAAUGAGGACACAUUUAUGAAUGAAGACAUUGAUUUUAGCUAAUAAAAUACUUAUAACACUACACAGUGUCCCUUUAAAAAAAAGUUUAAAAAUUUCACAAUAAAAAGUGGUAAAAAUGAAAUUAAAACUAUUCUAGUAGAACUUGGUCACCAUGAAAAAAGAAUGAUGACAUAACACUUAGCUUGGUUUUAUUAAUUCAUUAUAUGAUUUCACAACUUCUGUAUUUGUUUUUUAUUAUAUUCUCUGGUGUAUUUUUUCAUUUUUUUCUUUCAUUGUGAUAAUCUAAUUUUAGCCAACCUUUUUUGGAUUGUUUAAUAUCUCCAUUUCUCUUUUAGGGGUUUUCUGUUCAUAAAUUUAAAAAAAUUACUUAGGGUGUUCCGGGCAUUUUAUUGUAAUGUAACAUAUUUUUAAAAAUGGUGGAGGUUCUAUUGUCAAAAAUGGAAUAUAAUAUUCAUAUGUAUGUUCAUUAGUGUAUAAUCACCUGAAAAUAAGAAUCAUGUUUUUGUUACCUUAGAAUGAGUCAUUUUUAUCUAUGGGUCCUCUUCUAUGAAGUCCACCAUGUUUCUACAAUAGCUCAGAAUGGACGAACCAAACACUGGUUACAGAUUUGGCCAUUGGUGUUUUUCAUGUGUUUCUUGGCCACUGUAGUCUCUCCUUCCCGCUUGGAAAGGGCAAGCAAGUGAAGCAAGGGAGUAGCAAUCUGCAGAUACACGUCGCUAGAUGCCACUAAAUCCGGUCCUUUAAUUUUUAUCUCAAAAACUCUAGCAGUCUAAUCUCUAAUAUCAUUGAAUAACUAGUGAACCAGAGACAAUGUUUUGUUUUAUUUUUUGCUAAAAAAGGACAUUUGUUUUAAACUGCUAUAUAAAUAAAGUUGACCAAUAUUAUUUUUAUUGGA